Molecule: messenger RNA, 957 nt
Organism: Scedosporium apiospermum
Lineage: Eukaryota; Fungi; Ascomycota; Sordariomycetes; Microascales; Microascaceae
Product: Protein GCY
Exons: 2
Coding region: 1-957 (318 amino acids)
Cellular component (GO): cytosol
Molecular function (GO): aldose reductase (NADPH) activity
Source: RefSeq, a predicted model, not a curated record
AUGUGCGGUACCCGUCUCGUAACGGCCAAAGUGUGUUUACUGACAGAAGUUGUACGUAGGAAAAUAUUCACCCUUAACACCGGCGCCCGCAUGCCCGCCGUCGGGCUAGGCACCUGGCAGUCCAAGCCCGGUGAAGUCGAGGAGGCGGUGGAGUCUGCGCUGCGAUGCGGCUACCGCCAUAUCGAUACCGCCUUGGCCUACGGCAACGAGAAGGAGGUCGGAGUUGGCAUGAGAGCCUCGGGCGUUCCGCGCGAGGAGAUUUGGUUGACUACCAAGCUUGACAACGCAUGGCACAAGCGUGUUGCGGACGGCAUUGACGAGAGCUUAAAGAACUUGGGAACAGACUAUGUCGACCUUUACCUUAUGCACUGGCCUGUUGCGCUUGACCCUAGCGAUGAGACUAAAGUUAUCGACGGCUGGGACUUUGUCGAUACUUGGAUGGAGAUGCAAAAGCUGGUGGCAACGGGCAAGGUCCGCAAUAUUGGCGUGAGCAAUUUUGGUAUUGGGCAUCUGGAGAGGCUGCUGUCGGCGAAGGGCCUCGAGAUUGUCCCGGCUGUCAACCAGGUCGAGCUCCACCCUCAUAACCCCUCUCCAAAGCUCCUCGACUACUGCGUCGGAAAAGGCAUCCACCUGACCGCCUACUGCCCCCUCGGAAGCUCAAACUCGCCACUAGCUUCCGACGAAAUCGUCCGCUCCAUCGCCCAGUCACACGGGCGCACACCCCAGCAGGUUCUGUUGAAUUGGGGUGUUCAGAGGGGAACGAGCGUCUUGCCCAAGUCUGUCACGAGGCAGCGCAUUCGGGCCAACAUUGAUUUGGAGGGCUGGAGUCUGACAGAUGAUGAGAUGGCCAUAUUGUCUGCUGUGCCGAAUCGGUUCAAGGUUGCGGGUGACGAUUGGCUGCCGGUGAGGGUAUUCUUUGGGGAUGAUGAGGAGACCGUGUCAAAGGGCAAUUUAUAG